ACCAAACCUCAUUGCCACCGCAGCAACCUUCAACAAUGUCCCCUGCCCGCCUCAUCCUCCUCCUCCUCCUGCCCCUCCUCUCCUCCUUCCUCCUCCGCCCCGCCUCCGCUGUCCUCUGCCACCCGGAGGACAAGGAGGUCCUCCUCCGUAUAAAGUCCGCCCUCAACAACCCCUACCUCCUCGCCUCCUGGAACCCGGACACCGACUGCUGCUACUGGUACUGCCUCAAGUGCGACCGCAAGACCCACCGCGUCAUCUCCCUCUUCUUCCUCGCCUCCGACCUUCCCGGCCAAUUCCCUUCCGCCAUCAGCGAUCUCACCUACCUCCAAGACCUCACCCUCCACAAGCUCUCCAACUUCUCCGGCCCCAUCCCAGAGUCCCUCACCAAGCUCAAGUACCUGAAUUUCUUGAGUCUCGACUGGCUCAACCUCACCGGCCCAAUCCCGUCCUUCCUCGGUCAGCUCAAGAACCUCACCUACCUCAACCUCUCCUUCAACAAGUUCACCGGCGGCAUCCCCACCUCCCUCUCCACCAUCCCCGGCCUCGGCUACGUCGGCCUCGACCGUAACCAGCUCACGGGGAAGAUUCCGGCUUCCCUCGCCAACCUCAAGGGAAACAACCCCUACCUCAUCCUCUCCCACAACGGCCUCUCCGGCGAGCUCCCGGCGACCUUCGCCGGCGUCGACUUCGGGAGGCUCGACCUGUCCCGGAACAGGCUUCAGGGGGACGCGUCGCUGCUGUUCGGGAGGAGCAAGAGCACGUCCAUCAUCGACAUCUCGAGGAACCAGUUCGAGUUCGACCUGUCGAAGGUGGAGUUCAACGAGAGCCUGACGUCCCUGGACAUGAACCAUAAUAAGAUAUAUGGGUCGAUCCCGAAGGCCAUGGCGGGUCUGGAGCUCCAGUUCCUGAACGUGAGCUAUAACCGGCUGUGCGGGGAGAUUCCAGUGGGCGGGCGGCUGCAGAGCUUCGAUGCCUCAGUGUACAUCCACAACCGGUGCCUGUGCGGUGCUCCUCUCCCCAGCUGCAAGUGAGAAACAGGGCAGAGCUUCGCUGAUGCUCUAAGAUUUGAGCGAACCAGUGGGUAAACUUAUGUUAUUUUCAAGUUCUUAGUGGUGCAAUAACUCCACGUGAGUGGUUGUCAUGUUUCGAGGUGAUGUAUUUUGCAAUGCAAAACAAUGCGAGUUUGUUGUUCUUUUAUUGAA
Rhodamnia argentea is the source of this 1202-nucleotide messenger RNA. RefSeq names its product polygalacturonase inhibitor-like. Gene Ontology annotation, molecular function: protein binding. NCBI's taxonomy places the organism in Eukaryota, Viridiplantae, Streptophyta, Magnoliopsida, Myrtales, Myrtaceae. The record is from RefSeq and is a predicted model, not a curated record. The transcript has a single exon. The coding region runs from base 36 to 1031 and encodes 331 amino acids.